AUGGCUUACACACAAUACAGGUCUCCAUUUGGAGACACAACUUAUACGAAGGUAUUCGUUGGGGGUUUAGCUUGGGAGACUCAAACUGAAGAAAUGAGAAGAUAUUUCGAACAGUUUGGAGAGAUUCUUGAAGCUGUCAUCAUCACUGAUAAGAACACCGGAAGGUCUAAAGGCUAUGGAUUCGUGACAUUUCGUGAUCCAGAAUCAGCAAAAAGGGCUUGUAUCGAUCCAAACCCAAUGAUCGAUGGGAGGAAGGCUAACUGUAAUAUUGCUUCAUUUGGUCGUCCUCGAACAUCACCACCUAGAGGUUAA
This is a messenger RNA of Telopea speciosissima, 312 nucleotides long. Its product is annotated as RNA-binding protein 24-like. Gene Ontology annotation, molecular function: RNA binding. Lineage: Eukaryota; Viridiplantae; Streptophyta; Magnoliopsida; Proteales; Proteaceae. The transcript is spliced from 2 exons. Bases 1 to 312 code for a protein of 103 amino acids. The record is from RefSeq and is a predicted model, not a curated record.